Drosophila mojavensis is the source of this 1155-nucleotide messenger RNA. It is a transcript of the gene Obp59a, whose product is annotated as odorant-binding protein 59a. Bases 178 to 834 code for a protein of 218 amino acids. The record is from RefSeq and is a predicted model, not a curated record. The transcript has 2 exons. Gene Ontology annotation, molecular function: odorant binding. Lineage: Eukaryota; Metazoa; Arthropoda; Insecta; Diptera; Drosophilidae.
AUCUUCUCCAGCUUCAAUUGCAUCUGUGAUUUGAUGGGAAUUAUGUAAUAUUCUCUGUGUGCCGUUGGCCCAUUGUGUGCCAGUCAAGCACGACGUCCAUUAGUCCGUCAGCUGUCAACAGUCGCUGGCUAUAAAUGUCGACAGCAGCUCAGAGCUGCUCGGCAAACAGUUCUUGAGAUGCGCCUGCUGCUGUUGCUUUUACUCAGCUUUAGCUGCAGCAUCAACUGCCUCAAGUGUCGCUCGCAGGAUGGCGCCGGCGAUGCGGAGCUGAAGCGGAUUGUGCGCACUUGCAUGCAACGCAGUGGCAGCAACGGCAACCAGGAGGACAACGACAAUAGACGCUAUGGCAAUGGCAAUGGCAGAUACAAUUUUGAUAACGAUGAUUAUGGACAGGCUCAGGAUCGAGGCCAGGGCCAAGGCAGACAGCAGCAACAACAACAGCAGCAGCAGUCCUAUGGUAAUUCCUGGCAGCGCAGCGUUAAGCAAACUGACAACAACAACAAUAAUAACAACAACAACAGCAACACAUCUGAAUCGGGCGGCUGCGUGGCGCUGUGUUUCUUUGAGGAAAUGAACAUGGUGGAUGGCAGUGGUCAGCCUGAUCGGCGCAAGGUCAGCUACUUGCUGACAAAGGAUCUGCGCGAUCGCGAGCUGCGCAACUUCUACAUGGACACCGUGCAGCAAUGCUUUCGCUACAUAGAGCACUCCCGCUACAGCAACAACAACAGCAACAACAAGUGCAGCCAGGCAAGGGAGCUAGUCAAAUGCAUGUCCGAGUAUGCCAAAGCGCAAUGCGAUGACUGGGAGGAGCAUGGAAAUAUGUUAUUCAACUAAACUCUUGACCCGUUACUUACGCCGCUCUUCAGAUCCUCCACACGAUCCAGAUAGUCUUCGUGGUUGUCCUUGAUAGUACGAUCGGCGGUCUCCUCUAGCUGAUAGAAAACGCACUCGAGUUGCUGUUGCUUCUCCGCCUGCAAUUCCUUAUAGAUAGCCGCAUCCUGUUUAUAUUCACGCAGUACCGCCUGCUUGUCGUCCUCGUAGAUGCGCCAGAAGAACUCUAUGCGACUGCGAUGUAUGCCUGGUAAAAGGGAAGCACUUUUAUUAAAUACUAUGUAGAUAUACAAUAUGAAUAUUAAAGAUAUAGCUCACCAAUAA